Molecule: messenger RNA, 534 nt
Organism: Ordospora colligata OC4
Lineage: Eukaryota; Fungi; Microsporidia; Ordosporidae
Exons: 1
Coding region: 1-534 (177 amino acids)
Source: RefSeq, a predicted model, not a curated record
AUGGUUAGAAAGACACUUUACUUCAUUGCGACGAUUGCAAGCAUUACAGCAGCAGCAACAGAUGGCGGAUUCUUCAUUACACAAGAUGUACUACAGAGGAUGGCCGGAGCAGGCCCUGUGAGUGGAGUUUACACUCUGCAACAGGCAAGCAAUGGCGAGCUUCUUGUCAGCAAAGACGAGGCAGUAUCUGUUAUACAGAAUGAAGGAAUGAUAGACUUUGUAACAAGCAAUCCAUCUGCAGUGCCUAUGUACGCACCCAGUCCGACUGAGAUUCAAUAUGCAACACAAAGUGUGAACUGGACAGAAAAGGUGAAUCAAUAUGAAAGUCAGAACCCAAGUACAAGCACGUUUGUGCCAAUUGUUGCGCCUGUGGGUGAGAAGGAAGGUGCUGCAACAAAGCCGAUUGCAACAGCCGAUGCGAAGAAGGCAGUUGCUGACAAGAAGAGUGCUGUAGAUACAAAGAAGAAGGGAGUGAAGAGUGGUAUAGCUCUUGGUGCGCUUGGUGCAAUGGCUGUGUUCUCCAUGAUGCUGUAA